Molecule: messenger RNA, 1373 nt
Organism: Macrosteles quadrilineatus (aster leafhopper)
Lineage: Eukaryota; Metazoa; Arthropoda; Insecta; Hemiptera; Cicadellidae
Product: pancreatic triacylglycerol lipase-like
Exons: 8
Coding region: 293-1351 (352 amino acids)
Biological process (GO): lipid metabolic process
Molecular function (GO): lipase activity
Source: RefSeq, a predicted model, not a curated record
GUGGGAAUCCAAACGAUUUCUUUAUCUCACUACCGGUUUGAGUACCAUAGCAAUGUGAUAAAAGUAUUUUGUUUAACUUCAGAUAGUUUUCUUUAAGAAUUGGUUAUCUCUUAUCGGCACUCCACUUUGGUUGGUAUUGAAACGGGUGACAAUUAUCUAGAAUUAAGAUUAGCACGGAUUCAUUUGUGAAAUGUACCAUCAGUCUGGGGCAAGGUGCAGUAGAGUUUGAGUCACUGCCAGCGACUCUUUGCAGUGGUGAAUGGUUUAAAUUGUGAUUUGUCGAAGGAGGCCAAUGAGGAUGCUGACUGUGUACUUGAUAUGUGCUUUUGCUUCAGUCGAAGGUUCAUCACUUUGGUCUCUUUCACAAUUGUCUGACAAAGGGCUACAUUUUCUUGAGAAGCGUGAUUCUAAUGACAGUGUUCGAGUAGAAGCCUAUGUGCAGGAUGUUUCACCUGUCAAAACAAUCAAAUUUUUACUCUUCACCGGGAAAUUUCAUAAUGGUGUUGAACUGCAUGACAAUGAUAAUUCAACCUUGAAGGAAUCAGGGUUCAAUCCUGAAAUGGAAGUGAAAAUUAUAAUACAUGGAUUUGCUAAUUCUGCCUCUUCAAAGUUCAGCACACUCUUGAAAAAUGCAUAUUUGAAGUACAAGAAGGUCAUGAAUGUAAUCGUGGUCGACUGGAGUGAAUACUGCAAGCCUCCGUUCUACUCUUCUGCUGUGGAUAGUGCUAAACAGGUUGGUGCAGCGACAGCAGACCUGAUCACCUGGUUGAUGUCCAGAGGAGUUUCGCUGUCUCGAGUUCACAUCCUUGGGCACAGUGUUGGCGCUCACAUUGCUGGGGUGGUGGGGAGAAUCAUCUCUUACCGGGGCUUGGGACAAGUGAGGAGAAUCACUGGCCUGGAUCUGGCCAAGCCGAUGUUUGAGGUGGAGGCUGCUAGUGUUCGCCUCAGUCUGUACGAUGCACAGUUUGUAGACUGUAUCCACACCUGCGGUGGAUUCCUUGGUCUUUCAGAUGCUGUCUGCCAUGUCGACUUCUACCCCAACGGUGGAACCAGUCCACAGCCGGGAUGUCAGUUUGACUUUUUCGGUAUCUGUAGCCACCAGAGAGCCUACAAGUAUUAUAUUGAAACUAUAUCUCACCCUCGUGCCUUCAAGGCCAUUGGAUGCUCAGCAGUAGAGAACUACAGCCCGACUGACUGCACUGCUAAGUCAGAAACAUUCAUGGGAGAGAAUCUAGAUUUAGGGACUAGAGGAAUAUUCUAUUUUGCAACGGCUUCUUCGUCUCCUUUCUCUCUAAAGGAUUACACAAUGUCAAUCACAGAUUUCCAAAGGUUUUCUUGGUAUUUUAUGUGAUUAAAAAUUGUACUAAUUUUUA